AAGAUGUCUCCCGUAGAUGCUCAGGCAAAGUCCUCCCUGGCUGGGCAGACACCUAUCCUCUGUGCAGAGUAGUCUAGGUGGAGUCUGGGAUCCUAACCUGAUGAAUCUUUUUUAGAAUUUAAAUGAAAGCUGGUCUGAAAACUGAUUCUAACCCAUACAGCUCUUUAAGAACCUAGUGCACCCUUCUUGAAGAUGUCUUCAGUGAAAUUAUAAGUGGAUUUGGUUUUUGUUUGGUUUGAUUAUUUGUAUGUUUAUAAUAUAAGUUGGUGGCUAUACGUACAUACAUACAUAUAUACAUACAUACAUAUAUGGCACAUAUAUACUCAUAUAUGUAAUCUGUUAUUUCAGAAGGAUUUUAAACUUUCUAUUUGUAAGAGUUUUCUCCUCUAUUAUAAUCUUGUAUUCCUAUUAUGGUAUUGGCCUCACAGGGUAAGGACCACUUGCCCAAACGUGGUAAUGCAUACAAUGAAUUGGGCCCAUACAAUGCAUGGCUAUGCUACCAUCCUCUGGAGCACAGAGAGUGUGGGUCAGAGACAGGCUUCAGAAGUUAGUUCUCUUCUUUCAGUGAUGCAACUCAGGCUGCCAAUUUGGCUGCAGGUUUUCUUAUCUGACCUUGGUGUAACACACUUUGACAGAAGAUGUUUCAUGUUAUCUAUCAUACCAGAGGAGGUUGUUUAUAUAUUUUUUAUUUUAUGAGAAUUAUAUGCAUAAUAUAAUAAUGAUCAUAUCUGCCUUCCAUUUUCCACCUCUAACAUCCUAACUGUCCUUCCUAACAUGCCCCUCCCCAACUUCAUCUCUUUUUUUUUCUUCCUUAUAAGGCAUUAAGCUCAUUUAGUACAUCCCAUAUGUGCGUGCACUGGUAUGGUACCAUCCACUGGAGCAUAGGAAACUACCAGUGGCCACACCCUAAAAGAAGAAUGCUUCUCCAUCCUCCAGCAGCUACCCACUGCCAGCAACUCCUUAGUGAAGGAACCAGUGACCUUUGAGGAUGUGGCUGUGAACUUCACCUUAGGAGAGUGGGCUUUGUUGGAUUCUUAUCAAAAGGAGCUCUACAGAGAUGUGAUGAAGGAAACCUUUAGCAACCUGAUCUCCAUAGGGAAAAGCGAGGAAGACAAUAUUGAAGAUUACCAAAAUAUUAGGAGAAAUUUGAGCACUCUCAUGGUUGAAGGAUUCUAUGAAUUUGAACGUGGUAUUCAGUAUAGAGAAAUGCACCAACAGAUUCAAGAGCAUAUCGUUAAUAAGUACAUACCUCCCGGAAUAGUAGUAUAUGAAAACAGUGCAAGUAAAAAUGAUGUCAUUGGUCUUUCACAGUCAGAUGUGCACCUCAGACUACUAACUGUAGAGAAACCAUAUGAGUAUCAGAAAUGUAUGGAAAAGCCUAUUAAGCAUAAGAAAUAUUGGAAAGAUCUUGCAUAUUCUGAGUCUUUUCUUGCCCAUGAGAAUCCUCCCAAAGAGAAACCAUAUGGAAAUAAACAGUCUAAUGACCCCUGUAGGAGUCUCACUUCUGAUCAAGAUUAUGAGACAACACAUACUGGUGAUAACCUCCAUGAAUACAAGCAAUUUGAAACGGCUAUCAUGACAUGUAGUUAUGGUCAGUCAUAUGAAAGAAUCCAAACUGGAGAAAAACCAUUUGUGUGUAAGCAGUGUGGAGAAGCCUUUGUUAAUUCCAGUCACCUUAUCAAACAUUAUAAAAUUCAUACCAGAGAGAAGACAUUUGCAUGUAAAUAUUGUGGGAAAGCUUUCAUUCAUCCAAGGGCCUGUUAUAACCAUGAACGAACUCAUACUGGAGACAGACCUUAUGUGUGUAAACAAUGUGGGAAAGCAUGUAUUCAUUCUUACCACCUUCUCCAACAUGAAAGAAGUCAUACCCGAGAAAAACUUUAUGCGUGUAAGCAGUGUGGGAAAGUAUUCGGACGUUCUUCGUACCUUCGCAAACAUGAAAGAAUUCACACUGGAGAGAAACCGUAUUUAUGUAAGCACUGUGGGAAAGCCUUCAGUGAUCCCACAACCCGUAACAAUCAUGAGAGAACUCAUACCGGAGAGAAGCACUAUGUUUGUAAGCAGUGUGGGAAAGCAUUCAUUCGUUCUUCUCAGCUUCUGAUCCAUGAAAGAAUUCACACUGGAGAGAAACCUUACUCCUGUAAGCACUGUGGGAAAGCCUUCACCUAUUCCAGUGCCUGUUACAUUCAUGAGAGAAUUCACACUGGAGAAAAACCCUAUGUGUGUAAGCAGUGUGGAAAAGCAUUUACAUGUUCCACAUACCUUCACAAACAUGAAAGAAUUCACACUGGAGAGAAACCGUAUUCAUGUAAGCAAUGUGGGAAAGCCUUCAUCCAACAUAGGGCUUGUUACAAUCAUGAAAGAAUUCACACUGGAGAAAAACCCUAUGUGUGUGUGCAAUGUGGGCAUGCAUUCACUUUUUCAAAAUCCCUUCAAAUACAUGAAAGAAACCACACUGGAGAGAAACCAUAUGUAUGUAAGCAGUGUGGGAAAGCCUUCACAUGUUCUACAUAUCUUCACCAACAUGAAAGAACUCACAGUGAAAAGAAAUCUAGUGGGUAGAACUUAUACCAAUGUAAAUCAUUUGAGAGUCUUUGUAUCCAGCUUGCUGUUAUUACAAGAAAAGAAGGAAGUAUGGAGAGAAACCAAGAGAAUAUGAGCAAUUGUGUAAUUUUUACUUACAAUGCAAGUAUACAUAGGCUAUAAAGCCUGUUGUACCAGGCUUGUUGGUUUAUGGCCUUUUAUUCUAACACCAGGGCAAUGGAAGUUUAGAGAAUUACAACAUUCAGUAACCUUAGGCUACCUGAAGGGUUUGAGCAAUGCUUGAGAGAUUUAAGAAGUACCAUUUCUAACCAAAUGAAAUUGUCAUUGUACAAAAUAAAAGUGUACAUUUUAAAUGAGAGUCAUUACAUUUUUUUCAUGGAGUUCAAUAUUGUAUAAGCAAGAAAUAUUGUGAAGAAACAGAGGCAGUUUUUUGUAAACUCUUAGUUAAAACCUGAAAUACACUAAAACUGUAAUAAAUGAUUUAUUUUUGUUCCAUUCUUAAGCAUAUACUUAAAAAUAACUGAAAAACUUUUAAAAUAUGGUUUAGCAAAUAAAAUAACUUUGGCAUUGUUUCACCUGCCUGUUUUUUUCCAAUGGCUGGAAAACUGGGGCAGAACAGGGACUUUAGCCCACAGUUGCAAUCCACAGGAUACGCUGUAAGGAACAAUGGUAGCAUCUGUAUAAAGAAACCACUUGCAUUUUGGUGAUAAAAGACUGUUUGGUAAAUUAUUAAAUUUCAAUUUACUGGCUGCUGUUUUUAAAACAAGUAAUGCAGUUUCUUUUGUUAGACGGCUGUAUUCGAUUUGUUAAAUUCAAAUGUAUUUGUAAUCCUCCAGUAUAUUUAAUUUUUAGGUACAUUUUGAGUAAUCUUGUUUCCUGUAAAGUUAUGAAGGUAUACUUGUUGUUAGUGUUCUUCAGGCUGUUAUUUUAUGGCAUGUUAUUUUUUGAUAAUAUUAAUUAUUUUGCAGUUUCUUUACAUUUAGGUGCAUACUUGAGAGUAACUUUGUACAUAGAUUUUAUAUUUUGUAGUUUUAAUGUAUGUUUUCUUCCAAUACGUUUUUGGUAUUUUAUUAUUUAUUUUGUACAAGUAUGUUUGUGUGUGUGUGCCGCAGCACAGGUAUGGAGAACAUUCAAGAGUUGCUCCCCUACCAGGCCUCCUUAGCAAGCACCUUUACUCAUUGAGCCUUAUCAUCAGCCCCAAAUAUGAUUUUUGCCCUGUUGUUUUCUUUUAUUUUUUUGAGACAUAGUCUCUCUAGGACCUCACUACAGAUACCAGACUGGCCUUGAAUUGCAGAGAUCUGCCUGCCUAUCUGCCUCCCAAUUGCUGAAAUUAGAAAAGUGUGUGUGCCACUAUGUCUGGCUGAUUUUUAUACAUAAUUUACAUUCUUUAGCUGUUUUCUAGUAAGUAGAUUAAAGAGUGUUAGCUUUCCUAUUGACUCAGAAGGGACCUUCAGUUACUCUUUCAUAUUCAACAGUUUAAAAUUGAAUUAUCUUUAUAUGUUAGAACCCAUUGUCACGUUGAAGAGUUUGAAACUGAUGUGUAUCAUGUAAUUUCUGCCUUAUGUUUAUGUUGUUCAGCUUUUAUUGCAAGCUUUUAAUUGCUCAUUAAAACAAGUAUACCAUGCUGAUAUAAAUAGUUUCCUGGUCAAAAAUAAGUAAGACCAUACCAUUUAUUCCAAUAAAAUGUAUGAAUCGUAGUAAUCUUUUCUAGUAAGAUUAAUGUUGGUGUUAUUCUUCAUUAAAUGCAAUUUUAAACCCGCUUGGUACUUGUUUUAAAUGAACUGAUUACAUUUUCAUGUAGUUUGGUGUCUCUGUCUGUUAAAAAUACUUUGUGAUUGAAUAUACUUCUGUCUUUUGGAAUUGGUCUCACCCGGAAGAUUGUGAUACAAAGGAAGUAGUGACUCAGGAGUCCAAGUUGAUCUCAUUUUUAAAAGGUGGUGAUUGUGUUUUCAUGAUUGCAAUUAUGUUUGCAUUUUCAGACAUCUGUCCAGGAUGUCACUUUUUUCAUCUAGCCUAGUUCCUGAGGAGACUUACUUCCUUUUCCUACUGCCAGGCCUUUAGACCCAAUUGUGUGGACUUGUUUUCCCUGGUGUCAACUCAGUAUUUCAUUAUUUACUGAACUGUGUUUUCCAUUAAUACCAGUGCUUCCUAGAUUCCAUAAGAUUGCAUCCUGAUACAUCCUGAUAAAUGGGGGGGGUGGGGGGGGAAUGAAUGAGAUGUAUAUUUAAAACAAACUGGUGAACACUUAACUUUUUGGCCUACAGUGUUACUUAGUAUAAAGUUCGUUAAAAACAUCAAACCAUGUGUAUUUUGUACUAGACCAUUCAUUCAUUUGGACUAUGUAGUGCAUGCUACUUUUGUGUAUAUGUAUACAUAUUGUCUCCACAGUGCAGCACUCCUGCAUGCGGAAGGGCUAGAAAGAGGCAGAGUAGGGAAUACAGCUAGUUAAAAUUCAUCUUUAGUGGGCAGUGAUAGCACAUGCUUUGAAUCGCAGCACUGAAGAUGCAGAAGCAGGAGGAUCUCUUGAGUUCAAAGCCAGCCUGGUUUACAAGGUGUCGGGACAAUCAAACUGUUAUAGAGAAACCGUCUCAAAAAAACAAAAGAACAAAAAAUAAAUAAAUAUAAGUAGGCCAGGUGGUGGUAGCAGAUGCCUUUAAUCCCAGUACUCAGGAGGCAGAGGCAGGCAGAUCUCUAACCUUGGUCUACAGAAUUCCAAGACGCCAGGGCUACGCCCUGUCUCAAAAGGACAACAACAACAACUAAAGCUUUCAAACAUUUACCAAACUUUUUCACCUUGGCUUUGAUCCCACCACUCCCAAAAUAAGAAAAAUCAAGGAUCAAAAUAAAGGUUCUUAAUGAAAUUAAACUUUGUAAAUAGGAAAUUUGUAUUUCAUUUGUUUCAUCAAAUGAAUUCUUUUUUAUUGUUCUUUAAAAUAUCACAAACAUUUUUAAAAGGUAGCCGAGCACCUUGUCUCCUCUUUUCAUUUCUGUUGGUCUCCAUUUUCUAGGCAUUUGGAAGCCUAUUUUAUGUAUAAUAAACUGGGCAACAGAAUUACAUAAAACAUGUCUGUAAAUGUCAACUACCACAAUAGAAAGUAAUUCUAAUUUUUGACAGUUUGUAUGAAGAGGAAAUAAAUAACUUUUAUAUAUUUACUGAGUAUUUGGAGCUCUUUGCCUAGAAUUCUAUUCGUUUUAUUGGCUCUUUUAAGGGUUCUUUAAAUCCUUAGUAUUUAUUUGCUCUGUGUGUGAAUUCUGCAGCUAGUAAGGCAUUUCUCCAGCUCUGAGAGCUGUAAACAUGACCUUUUCACUGUAUCAUCCUUAUCAUCAGGACCAAGAACACGCUUUUAUUAAUUUUUCACAUAACAACUGCAAUUGAAGUCUUGUGAAAGCCAGGUUGUAAAGGAAUUAUAGGAGAAAAAUAAUGCAACCACAAGUAUUAGGGACUGAGUAACUAAACUACUUGAAGGGAGAACCAGUUUUUACCAUAGAACUCAAGGGAAAAAGAAAAAGAAGUGACACAACCUUAUAACCCAGUGCUGGGGUAGGUGGAGACAAACCAUGGGACUCUGGACAGCCAUGCUAGCUUGUUUCAUGAGUUUAUGGCCAGUGAAAGACUGCCAAAACAACAAAAUAUAGACAGCACCUGAGUAACUGACAACCAAGGUUGUCCUUUGGCUUCCAUGUGCAUGACAUAUGCACAUUUAAUAUAACUGAGUCAUGGGGCUGGAGAAAUGGCUUAGCAGUAAGGAGCACUUGCUAAGUUCACUUCCCAGUGCCUGGGUUUGGGUGGGUCACAAUAGCCUAUAAAUCCGAUUCCAGCAGAUCCAAUGCCCUCUUCAGGAUUCUGUGGGCACUCAAAGAUAAUUGCAUAUACCCCCACAAAUGCACACACACAAAAAUGAUAAAUCUUACUUUAAAAAGCUGAGACACAGAAAUAAAUACAAAGGAAAGACAAAGUCACUUGCCUUUAAGGUUGAAAACCAAAAGUAAAAUGAAAGACUGAAUACAAAAUAUCUAUAUAUUGUAUUCGUUGCAAAGGUGUUAAAAUGUAAGAGCAUAUUAAUGUGAUUCAGCCACCGGACCAAUAGACGGAGUAAUUACAAAAGAAAGGUUUUAAAAACAUUCAUGGGCCAGUAAGAUGGUUUGGUGGGUUAAAGUACCACACAACCCUGAUCUGAACUCUAACCCCAGGGUUCAUAGUAAAAGAAGUGACCUGAGAUGUGUGAUAGUGGCACACACCUUUAAUCCCAGCACUUGGAAGGCCAAGGCAGACAGAUCUCUGAGUUUGAGGCCAGCUUGCUCUACAGAGUUCUAGGAAAGCAAGAUCUACACAGAGAAAUCCUGUUUUGAAAAACCAAAAAAGAUGAAGAGGAGACCCGAUUCCAAGCAGUCUUUGACCUCCACCCUCACUGUGGUAUGUAUAGUUGCCCACACAUAUGUACACAAUAAUUUUCAAAAUCAGUAAUCACGAGGGCUUGGGAUAUGAUCUAUUGUUCUCUCUUAGUUUAUUGAUUAAUCUUAACUGAGUGGUUAGAUUGAAGGUCACCUUUUAUGUAAACUCCAUUUCACAAUGAGACCCUAAUAAAGUAUCAAGAAGCAAUGGACAUGAGGAUGAGUGAAAUGACAUUGGGAGUUCCUAGCCUGUAUAUAAGCAUCAUACUGUGGGCAGGACAGCUGAAGUGAACAAACUUUAAGGUUUUGUUUGUUUUAAACUUGCAAUUUUCCUGCCAGUAUUCACUUAUGUUAGCAACUCUUCAAGAGGCUUCCAAGCCUUAGGUUCCGACUGCUUUUGUAUCGUGCCUCUCUUGUGCCGUAUACUUGUUUAGCAAUCUUUUCAGUCUGUAAGUAGCACUGCUGUAUUUUCCAUGCCCUGACUGUGUAAUUCAAUCUAAUAAACCCCUCUUAAUAUGCUGUAUAAA
Molecule: messenger RNA, 7463 nt
Organism: Mus musculus (house mouse)
Lineage: Eukaryota; Metazoa; Chordata; Mammalia; Rodentia; Muridae
Gene: Zfp81
Product: zinc finger protein 81
Exons: 4
Coding region: 1063-2562 (499 amino acids)
Biological process (GO): regulation of DNA-templated transcription
Cellular component (GO): nucleus
Source: RefSeq, a predicted model, not a curated record